This is a messenger RNA of Cicer arietinum (chickpea), 4579 nucleotides long. RefSeq names its product two-component response regulator ORR24. Gene Ontology annotation, molecular function: DNA binding; DNA-binding transcription factor activity. The record is from RefSeq and is a predicted model, not a curated record. NCBI's taxonomy places the organism in Eukaryota, Viridiplantae, Streptophyta, Magnoliopsida, Fabales, Fabaceae. Gene Ontology annotation, biological process: phosphorelay signal transduction system; cytokinin-activated signaling pathway.
AAGCAAAUAAGUACAAUUAAUGUCCAUAAAAACCUCAAUAAAGUCCAUAAAAGUAUUUAGCAUUGAACAUUGUAACCUGUGAAGCACAAUUAUCACUUAUAAUUGGUGUGAUUGAGUAACUGCUUUUGGUACUAACACUAAUAAGUACUAUACAAAAACAAUGAAUUAUAAAUAAAAUAGGAAAGACCUAAAAUAAAGUUUGGUUAUUGUCACACCACAAUAUUAAAGACAAAAACCUUUUUAUUUUUUUUGUGUUGGAAGAAAAAUAGCAGUGCAAAUAUUUGUGUUUAGUCUCUAGUCUUUUCUUGAGUUUUUGAAUGCUUCUUAGGCAUUGUUUGUCUGUUAAGGUGAAACAGGCUCUGAAAACAAUGUGUGUGUAAUCAAGUUUGAAGCUUUUUUUAUCUCUGAUCACUGCUUGGCAUUUUAAUCUUGUUCGUGAUGACAGCAGAGGGCCGUUUGGUGGGUGAAGAGGUUUCCGGAGACGAUUUUCCGGCCGGUAUGCGUGUUCUUGCUGUUGAUGACGACAAAACUUGUCUCAAAUUGUUGGAGAAUUUGCUUCGCAAAUGCAACUAUCAUGUUACUACAACAACAGAGUCAGUGAAGGCGCUAGAAAUGUUGAGGGAAAACAGAAAUAUGUUUGACCUUGUUAUUAGUGAUGUAAAUAUGCCAGACAUGGAUGGAUUUAAGCUCCUUGAGCAAGUUGGACUUGAAAUGGACCUACCUGUAAUCAUGCUGUCGGGAAAUGGUGAUAAAGAGAGGGUGAUGAAAGGCGUGAUACAUGGCGCUUGCGACUAUCUGAUGAAACCUAUCCGAAUCGAAGAGCUGCAGAACAUAUGGCAACAUGUAGUGAGAAAGAAGAUUGAUUGCAAGGAUCAUAAUAAGGGUACAAAUACUAACGAGGAUAAAAUCUGCAAUAUGGCUGGGGUGUGUAGUCAAGACAUCACAUCUGAAAAUAUUGAUAACAAGAACAAAAUGUUGAGACAAAAAAGGAAGGAACAAAGUGACGAAGAAGAUGAUGAAGAAGAAGAUAAUGAUGAAGAGAAUGGAGAGGAACCCUCAACUCGGAAGAAGCCUCGUUUCGUUUGGGAUGCUGAGUUGCAUAGAAAAUUUCUUGAUGCUGUUAAUCAACUGGGCCUUGACAAGGCUUUUCCUAAGAAAAUACUUGACUUGAUGAAUGUUGAAGGGCUUACAAGGGAAAAUGUAGCAAGUCAUCUGCAGAAAUACAGACUUAGUCUCAAAAGGCCAGCUAAACAAGCUAGAAUUGAUGGUACAUUGGGUACUACUGAUCCUUACCUGCAAAUGGGUUCAUUAGGUGGAUAUGGAGAUUUUUGUACCUUGUCAGGAUCAAGAAGAAUCUUAAGCAGCACACUACCAUCAUAUGCAUCUAGUGAAAUAUUUUGUCGGUCGAACGCCUCAUCACUGUUGAACUCUAGAGGAAUUAGUUCUUCUACACUGGUCCCUCCACUCCAGUCUCAAAACAUUAAUGCUCUCAAGCUGCCUAUGUUUUCUGCUUACGAAAACUCGAGUUUCUUACAGCGUAUUCGAGCAUCAACGGAGAUUAACCAUUUUCAGCAGAACAAUUAUCCAACUGGCAAUAUGAAGUUAAGUCCAAUUGAUGAUUCAAGUGCAUUUGCAGUUUCAUCUAGCCUCUCAGACAUCAUCAGAGCUACUACUAUUAACAAUGCAAAUAGUUAUCUGUCUUGCUUCUCAAGUAAUCACCUACAAACACAUAAUUCAGGAGCAUUUAUGAAUCACUCUUCUGUUGGAGGUGCUGCUGUGAAAUCAGAAUCUUUUAACCCCGGCACAAGUGGUUCCUCGAAUUCAUUUGAUUAUAGUCGGAUUAAGGAAAGCUUGCAGAAUGCAGCUCAGUUAUCUAACUUUGCUUCCAAUUCUUCUCCAUUGAGUGAGGAUUUUAACAAUGAUCAACUGUCUCAAAAUAGCUUAAAGUUUUCCUCUCACGGUUCUCAUUUUCAGAAAAGUCCAAUUGAUUUUUCUUCCUCGCGUGUUGUUGCGGUUCCUUUGGAGGAAACUAUGCCAUGUCAAGAAGGCUUACUUGGGAAUGUCGUAAAGGCUUCAUGUUACACACAGCAUCAAAACAUGAGUUCUACCUUCAAUACCUUAAAUUCUCUAGCUUCUCCUAAUGAAGACACUCAGUUGCCUGAAGUUGAGAAUUUAUAUUCAGAUGCUAGAAUUGAAUCAAAUGAUGAUUGCUUUUUGCAGCAUAUGAUUUCUCUAGAAGGAUUCGUUCAGAAUAAUUGUGUUUCAUUGGAUGACAUAAUAAGCGAAACAGUUAAAAAGGACCAAAAUGAGACGAAAUCGAUAGACCGAGAAAAGGAAUUUGAUGCUUGCAAAGUUGGACCAAAAUGAGUCGUUUCAUCUAGUUUAACCUCCAGUUUGCAUCUACGUUAAGAUUUUGUUUCUCACAUGCCAAGGUUCUUUGGACGUGAAUUUGUAGAAGCUGCAAAUCGUUCGUAGCUUGUUGAUGGUCGAAUCAAAUGUCCGAAACAAUUUGGCCGUGGUUCCAAACAUAGUUUCUUUAGCAGGAAUAGUAUGUGCUAGCUGUCAAACUUCUCAACCUUUUUUUGUUUAUUAUUAUCUCUAUGUUUAUACUUUAUAUAUAAAAUAUUUUCUCUGGCAUUGGGUUUCCCCUCUCUCUCUCUCCCCACAUACUAGUAUUAAUGAUUUAUGAUUGAUUCUUUAAAAUUACUUAUUUUUUACAAUGAAAGUGUGACAAGUUUGAAAUGGUUUAUAUUACUUUUGAAUUAGAUUAUCGCCAAUUUGCUAACUUCUAAAUCAAUUAAUAUUUUAAAUCCCUCAUAAGGCAAAGAUGAAUAAUAAUGAAAACCUUUCUAUCUCACAUAUGCACUAUCAUUUCUUUAGUUUGUGCCUAAAAAAACAGCCAUAUGUAACAUUUGUAAUUUGAAGACAACAAAGAUGUUCUACGUUUUCAUGGGCAAAUUAGCCACAAGUACCAUGAAAAUUCUAUUCUCUUGAACUACUUUAUGAUGGACUAAUCCUGCUAUGUAUUUCAACCUAUCAAUUGUUUAGGUAAACAAAUUAUGGUUAUAUAGUUAUCAAAUAGUUAUCUUGUGCAGUUAAUAUUUGUUUCAUCAGAAAUUCAGGCAAAACAAAAUGUUUCAUCAGAAAGAAAAAAAAAAAACAGACUUGACUGAGAAUGUAUAUUAUGGCCUCAGCAUUGAUUAUUCCCUAAUGGCAUGACAAGGGCAAUAGCUCAAAUGCGUCGCUCACUCUUCCUAUGCAACAAUUCUAAGAAUCGUCAAAGCAUAUGUUUGGAACUAUGGUGGAUUUGCCAUUUCUCGUGCCUCAAGGAUAUUCACUGCACAAGGUACCGUUAAGGAAUGUGCACUGCAGACGUGGCAUCAAACACGCACUACUGCAUCUCACUAAUUAACAGUGUCCCAUUAUAAUUUCUUCAAAACGAUUCAAAUAACUGAUGUCCAGUACAUGAUAAAACUAUCUUUCCCGGUAGAAAUGUUAUAGGGAUAGAAGAAAUAAGUUUUUAACAAUACCACGUUUCAAGUAUUUGAUUUUAUUUCAACUUUGGAAGCACCUUGAUUUCUUCCUGUACUAUAAUCACCAAAAAAUAGAGCUCCAAUGAACAAAUGGAAUCCUUCAUAUGAACUCUCUUUCAUACUCAAUUGUUAGCGAUACAAACUAAGGCACAGAUUUUUUCAUGUUACACCUAGAUUAUAUUGCUUUCAUAUGGUUGAUAUGACAGGUGAUUUAGUUUUACUGGCCUUGAUACAGAUUUAGAUUCCUUGGUGUUGACAAAACACAGACAUAGUCACCCAGCCAGUGAAUUAACUUCAUAUUUUACUAACCAUUGUUCUCUGAAAUCAAAGACUGCAUGAAGCUCAACUGUAUAAAAUUCAGUGAUUAGAUGACGUCUUGUUCCUUUGACAGUGGAGAAUCUGUAUCUGAGUUGUGAGGUGGUGAGUCUCGAAAUGUUAGGUAGAGAUUUCAUAAGCAACAACUGUUGCAUCUCUUACAACUUAACAUUGUUUUUCGGGUUGGUGUCUGUUGAAGGUGCUACAGGGUCCAAUGCACCUUCCGUGUGUUUGAAAGCCAGAUAAAACACACUCUUAGUUUGCAGUGGAUUACUAUAAUAUACUCCUCAGUUUCAUGGGUAAGGAUGUUCUAGUUCUAGAUAGAAAUGGAUUCUCUCUGGUUAAAAAAUAUGACAUAGUCAUUGCAGUCAGUCAAUUAGUACUAUUGGAUGAAGAUCAAACAACUCACCUUAUGAGUUGCUUUUCCAAUCCAAUUUACCGCACUAAAUACUUAUCCAAGUGUUCCCACAACAUGGUUAAGAUUCAUAUCGUGAAUUGGAAUAACUAUUUUCCAAUUGUGCAUUGAAUCUCAUUAUGAAUGGCAAAAUAUAUUAUUAAUAAGAAUAUAGUUUUUUAUGUAAAACUAGUGACAUUGCUAAUUCAUAAGUUGAUAUACCAUAUUCAAACCUCAAAAUAAUUUAAGAAAAAAAAUUAAAAUUUUGGCACCAUUCUACAUUUUCUGAUAAAAGCACUAGGCAUCAAUGUACAGUUGUACACUUAAUCGGUGGAAA